Molecule: messenger RNA, 2229 nt
Organism: Leptomonas pyrrhocoris
Lineage: Eukaryota; Euglenozoa; Kinetoplastea; Trypanosomatida; Trypanosomatidae
Exons: 1
Coding region: 64-2229 (721 amino acids)
Source: RefSeq, a predicted model, not a curated record
AGUCUAAAAAUUGGUUUGCUGAUUGGAACCAUUGUCUCUGCGGACCUAAAAAAGAAGACCAAAAUGUCACACCUCUCAAUCUCCAAAGAUGGUAAGCUUGGCUGUGGCAGCUGCUUCACAAGCUGCCAAGGAAACUGCGUCCCAGGGACCAUAAAUUUAUUUAACGGAGUCGGGGAAAGGGCCAUCGUUCACCCUGAUCAUGUAGCCUUUUCUUCUUUUGGCGUCGCGCGCUCUACUCGCCUCGGUGCUGAAUCCGUGUACAAUCCUGGUGAUCAUGUGGCGAUGGUUUAUAAUGACGCCAACACCUCUUUUUCCACAGUGAUCGUUCGCUGUGAUACUUGGGCGGUGCAGUGGGGCGUCGAAAGAUCUGCCUGUCUUGCCGACGCACGAGUAGUACAUUUGGUAAACCUGUGCGCCAACACAGUUUGCGGCAUUGCGACAUCCAAAAGUACGACGACACCCCCCGGAGAGCAACGCGUUUUCAUCGCCACUCGUUUCGAUGUUCCGUCGACCAGCCGGAAAGCAAAUAAAGAAUGGAGACACUUUCUUGCCGCCCCUAGAAUUGUUGUUACCGGCUUCGAAAACGAGGGCAUUGUGCGUGUUGUAGCAUACGACAGGAAUAGCUUUCUACUGCUCACGUUGAAAGGCUCACUUGCGCUUGUGCGGCUCAACGUUGAUGUGCUGAAAUCAAAGCAGAAAACGGAUGUUGGUCUUUUCGAGGCGAGGCUCGUGGGCAGUAAACUGCGCGGUGUCUCGGCGGAGUCACGGCUUGUCGUGUAUGCGGACGACGACGCGGACCGUGCGUACGCGGCGAUCUAUUCGCUGGGCGGCAGCGAGGUGCAACUCAUUCAAUUUUCAAGAAACAUAAGUGAAUCAGUGGACGCCCCAGAGCUGGCGGUGGUUACUGAGAUGACCACAGGCGUCCCGGUUGAUACACUGGCUUUCGCCGGACCGUUCCACCUCUGCUUCUGCUCUAAUCGUGCGCAGCAAAAUGUUCAGUUUUGCGGCUUAGUUCCCGGCGCAGCAGCCUUGGAGACGAUGAUGUUUGACCCGUUAACCGCUCCCUACGAGCCUCUUGGAGUUUUCUACAACGACGCCGACGAGCGCGUCGUGCUUCUUUCCUCCUCGCUGGGCUGCACUACGUUUGCCGCUGCAAGCGAUGUGCAAAAAGUGAGUUCCAUCAUCGAGACGUCGCUUGAUUUCUCCGCUGGUCCGUUUGGACAGGACACCUUAAAAACUGUUUCGUGGAGUUCCGUUGCAAACCCGUUUCGCCAUCACGGUCCGCGAACGAGCCGCUUCGCCGGGAAAGACAGCGAUCAAGAGGACGACGGGGACGUGCAGGUGCUCGAGGAAGCCACCGCGCACAAUGCGGGGCGGUGGACACCGUUGACGCUUUGUUACGCCCUCGCCUCCAACAAUACGCCUCGCGGAACCGACGUCGCCAUCUUCAGUGUGGAGACGGCGCCAUUUCUGCAUACGCGCCUCAUCAAGCAGUGGCACAACGCGACAGCCGGUCUGAAGCAAGUUUUGGGUGCAGUCUCCACCCGAUCGUACACUGCCGUUGCGCUUCCCUGGAAUCCUCGCCACAUUCGUCGCGCGUUGCGGCUCCUCAGUCAAGGGGAACUUUCCGCACUUCUCCAUGGCAUUGCCGUCGCCAUCUCGGCCAGCGAGCGUAUGUCUUCAUCCGUGGCAUAUGCUGAUGCCACCACGGCUGCAGUGGGGAUGGCGUUGCACGUGAUCACACUUGCUCGGCAAAUGGGAGCCGCUCUUCAGCCGGACGAUGUGAAGACUGUUGCAACCAUGCUGCGAGCGUGUAGAGAGUGCGGCCACGAGCUCCUGCGGUACGCAAGCCGCAUGGAGCUAUUGAUGGAGAGCUGUUUGCAACAAAAGGCCAUGAGCCGCAUACUGCGGCGCCGCCCUGCUUCCACACAGGGUGGUGACUACGAUACUGCAACGCAGGACUUGGAGAGAAACUUUUACGGCAUCUCGGCGGAGCUACAGACGGAGCGUACGCUGCACACGCGAUACACCUUCAACACCUGGGCGCAGCACUUGGCGUCACACGAGUCGUCUCACCGCAGCGCAGGUGCGGGAGCGUUGCGAUUCCUGUCGCUUGUGAAGCGCGGCAAUGAGAGCGCUGGGGAUCGCGCACUGAGCGACUGGAGACGACUGGGAACGGCUCCGCAUCAAGACCCUGUCCUCGACACGUUUGAGCAAACCCUGUUGUAG